Molecule: messenger RNA, 1648 nt
Organism: Alligator mississippiensis (American alligator)
Lineage: Eukaryota; Metazoa; Chordata; Crocodylia; Alligatoridae
Gene: TRMT10C
Product: tRNA methyltransferase 10C, mitochondrial RNase P subunit
Exons: 2
Coding region: 141-1328 (395 amino acids)
Biological process (GO): positive regulation of mitochondrial translation; mitochondrial tRNA 5'-end processing
Cellular component (GO): nucleus; nucleoplasm; mitochondrion
Molecular function (GO): tRNA binding
Source: RefSeq, a predicted model, not a curated record
CAAAGGAUUUCUCUUCUGAUCUACUAUUCAUCUAGAUUCCCUGCAAAAGGGCUUUUUUCGAAGAGCUUUUAUGUAGGCACGUGUGUUCAGCACCGGGCAAGCAGGAGAGGUAAUUGUUUGGACGCAGCAUAGUCCCAACCAUGAGCAUUUUCAAUAUGCUUCUGAGAAACGUUGUCAGACGUUCUGUCUUCCCAUUUGCCAUGAAGGAGAGAAGAAAGAAUGGCUUGUUUUUAACAUCUUUCUAUAAAACAUUUCCACACAGAACUCUGAAUUUGUCACCUUGCUUGAAGGACGCUGAACCUAACCCCUCUCAGAAGCUGAAUUUGGAUGAAUGGAAAAAUGUUAUGAAAUCGAGACGGCAAGAGGAAAUCUGUGAGCCUACGUCCAAAUGCGAGGAGGAUUCCACUUUAACUGCCAUGCGGGAGUUUGUGGAGAUGCGGAGGCUAGCUAGCAGAUCUGUUCCUAAAAAUGUGACUGAAGAAGCGUUAAAGACCCUUAUGGAACUUCCCACAAAGUCAUCAAGACUUAAAUAUUUGAAAUUCUUAGCUGAGAAAGAGAAAAAAAUAAAUGCCAGGAAGGCAAAGCAGGAAAAGAAAAAGCAAGACCAGGAGGAACUGCUGGGAACUGUUGAGAAAAGGGAUACCGAUGAGCUAAAGAAUACUUUGUUGAGACGGUUCAACAUCAAUACUAUGGAAAACUUGCAUAGUUGGAGGGCUGCUAACGCUAUGAUCUUUGGCCAACCUCUGGUAUUCGAUAUGGUUUAUGAAAAUUGCAUGUCACGCGCUGAACUGGGGAACGCAGUGGACCAGAUGAUGGAAUGUGAAGGGUUUAAUAGAAAGUCUGUAGAUCCAUUCCACUUACACUACUGUAACCUCAGUGUAGAUGGGCCAUAUCAUAAGGGGUUUAGCAAGCGCUAUGGAGAGGCAUGGGACAAAUUACUCGUGACAGUGACAGAACAGUGUUACACAAAUCUCUUUCCAAGAGACAGGCUCAUCUAUUUAACACCUGAUUCCCGUAAGAUAAUGACGACAUUUGAGCACGAUAAAAUUUACAUAAUUGGGUCAUUGGUUGACAAGACUGGACAGCCGCGAAGUAGCUUUGCUCAAGCAAGGCGGCUAAAUUUGCCAACUGCUAAGCUCCCCCUGGAUAAGUACUUGCGGUGGACCAGUGGUAGAAAAAGUCUAACGCUGAACCAGAUGCUUUGCAUUUUACUAACUUUAAAAGAAACUGGUGAUUGGAAGAAAGCUCUGCAGUUUGUUCCACAAAGGUGCUAUGACGGUUUUGUAGAUGUAGACUUGCUUUCCAGGCUUAAUGAUGCAAAAUUUUAGAAAUCACCAGGAACAGUGAAUUUGGUAAACUACUGUACAAAGCAAAGAAAGGGUGGAAAGAGGAGGUUUCUAAGAAGCAAAUCCCUCAAACAUGCCUGCGUUUCUUCUCAAUGGGGAAUUCCCUGCAAAAAGCCAAGGGCAGAACUUAGUCCUCAGAAAGUACUGUCGGUACCUAAAAACUUUAAAAGAAGAGCUGCCUGAAAUGAGAUGCUGUGUAUAACCUGACUAUUUCUGCUAUUUACACAGAAGCUUAUUAAUCAUCUUGUUCAAACAUCUCUAGGAGUCUUUGAUUACCAAAUAUAAAAUUCACUUACAGUAAA